Molecule: messenger RNA, 1381 nt
Organism: Salvia hispanica
Lineage: Eukaryota; Viridiplantae; Streptophyta; Magnoliopsida; Lamiales; Lamiaceae
Product: putative serine/threonine-protein kinase PBL3
Biological process (GO): protein phosphorylation
Molecular function (GO): protein kinase activity; ATP binding
Source: RefSeq, a predicted model, not a curated record
GUCCACUCUCCAGGUAUCAUCGACCAGAUACCCGUUGGCCGCAUCCUUGAAGGCAUCAAGAGGGAGGAGCUCCGGCGACUUGCGCUUCGCAACAGCUUCAGCUCCUCCGCUUUUUCCGAUUACAGCUCGUGCUUCACUUCUGACUCCUCCAUUGCAUACCCCAUUGCACGGCCUAUAGAGCUGAAAGAGAUUAUAAAAGCGACGGAAAACUUUCAAUUAGACAUGUUCAUAGGGGUAGGAGUCAUGUGUCAAGCUUUUAGAGCAUGGAUCGAUGAACAUACCCUCAUUGCUUCGAAGCCUGGCUCUGGAAUGGCUGUUACAGUUAAAAAAUGGUCGAAUUUCAUGGAAAGACCUCAAGAUUGGUUGAAGAAAAUUGAUAAUUUGGUGCAACUUCGUCAUCCAAGCUUGGUCAGCUUCAUUGGGUACUGUACGGAAGAAUACAACAUGAUGUUGGUGUACGAGUUCAUGCCCCAUGGACGCUUGUCGGAUCACUUAUUCACUACUCAAUACCAAUCAUUACCUUGGGCGAGGAGAAUCAAGAUCGCUAUAGAUAUUGCUAGAGGGCUUAGCUACUUGCACGAACGAGAUAUACCUAUCAUACACCGAGAUUUCAAGACGGCUAACGUUCUUCUAGAUUGGGAAUUGAAUGCUAAGCUAUCUAACUAUUGUUACGGCACAGAUGAUCCUACCAGUGAAAUGACUUCCAUACCAACUCGUCAAAUAUUUGUUUCACCUGGAUAUACUCCACCAGAAUAUAUAUCGAAAGGUCGCCUGACUACUAAAUCGAAUGCAUACACCUUCGGAGUUGUUUUACUAGAAUUGCUAUCUGGCACCGUCGUAUCAAAUCUGAACAUGGAACAAUCCUACUUUAAUAAAAAGUCAAAAUUACUGCAGAUUUUGGAUAUCCGAUUAGAGGGUCAGUACUCUCGUGAUACAGCAUAUAAAGUCGUGAAGCUUGCAUUGAAGUGCCAAAACAUGGACCCAAAAUCAAGACCAAGAAUGAGUGAUGUUGUGGUUGCACUAGAGCAGUUGCAACUUGCAAGACCAUGAACCUAUGUAAUGACCAGAAGCCUAGACGGUUUAUGGCUUAGUACAUGGUUGUAGAGCUAGCUCGCCAUUGCAUGAGCAUAGGACCAAAAUGAACAACCCUUGAUGGAUGCGUGUAAACUAUGUUGCCAAGAUCUUCGUAAGUUCCACAAACAGAGAGCUUGAAGAUUGAGUAAAGAAAAAUUAUGAGCGAUCUUUUUGAAGGCUAGAUGAUGGUCUCUUAGUUGAGGCUUUGAAAUUGUGUUGUUGAUUACAGUGUUUAGACAUGGUUUCUAUAGGAUUAUACUAAAAUAACAAUCUACCACGAAUGAGAACUCUUAUAUUUAGCAGCAAA